AUGUCUGAUGUAGAGAACUACUUGACUAAGCAAAUAUACAUCGAGAAGAACGUCGUGACCUUCAGGUCGCUCAGCAGGCAAUUUGGCCUUCAUGUGAACGAGGCGAAGAACCGGCUUGCGAGCUUUCACGCCAACGCCGUCAAUGCCGAAACGCGAUCUUUCGCCACCUACCUCGUUUCCGGCGAGCUCUUUCCAUCCUCACGUGCUGAAAAGCCGAACACCACUCAAACCGACGAUGGAAUGGACGUGGAUGUCGAGGAAACCGCGGGCGUUGAGGAGCUCGACGACGAAGAGAUUCCCCAGACGGUGAUGACUUUGGUGGGCGAGGAUUCACUGGAGUACGCGAAGGGGAGGUAUGCGCGCAUAUUUGCGACCCACAUUUACUGCCUCAGCCCAUCCCCUCUUACCGACGCAGGCCUGAUAUGCGAACCUUCUGCUAUAGUGUACCAAGCCGACGCGAAGAAUGCGCCAGCGUCCUCUGUGGCCCUUGGUCGCGUCGUCGGACCCGAUGUCAAGAUUGGCAAGCCGCCCCCUCCAGUGGCGUCGAGUUCUAAGGCUGGACAGCCUGUAUCGCGCCAACCUACCCUCAAGGUGAAGGACGAGGAGCCCUCCAAGCCCGCAAAGAAGGACAAGUCAACUGUCAUCAAGCCGAAGGCGUCAGCGUCAGGGAAGCUCGACUGGAGUAAAGCUAAGAAACCUGAUGACAAGAGCAAAGGCAAUACGCCGAAGGAGGAGGUGAAGAAAGAGAAGAGCGAGUCUCCCGCACCAAAGCUCAAGGUGAAGGAUAAGGCGUCCACCAAAGACGAGACACCGAAGGACGAUAACAAGCGGGGAACGAAACGCAAAGCUGCCACCAAAGUUGCCUCAGACUCGGAAGAAGAGCCCGCUUCAGUCCCCGUCAAGAAGCAACCUUCACCACCUGCAAAGAGCGAAGUCAAAGUGCGCAAAAAUAGGAUAGUUUCCGACGACGAGGAUGACGACGCGCCUCCUCCCACGAUGAGCAAAAGCAAGCUCAAACUCUCCAAGACCGAACGGUUGCUGGGGGACAAUCACGAGAGAAGUCUACGUGCGAUGAUGGACAUCGAUGACUCCCUGGUCGAGAUGGCGUCGAAUAAACGUCCGCAACCGAAGGAACAACCGAAGGAUGAGGACGUCGAGAUGGAAGAGCACCCGGACCCAGAACCAGAGAAGCCAAUGGAGGCGGAUGUGGAUGUGGAGAUGGACGAGCCGAAGGCCAAGCCACGGAAAAAGAAGGAGAAGAAGGUCAUUCCUAUCGGAAGUAAUGGUCUGAAGAAGAAGAGAGUGGUCAAGUCGCGCAUGAAGAUGGACGAGAAGGGCUACAUGGUUACCGAGGACUACUCUUCUUACGAGUCUGCCGACGAAGACGAAGACGAGGCCCCAAAGAAGUCUAAGGCGACGAAAGCAGCCUCAACGACCAAGUCGAAGGUGAAGAAGGAAGAAGACGAUGGCUCGAAGGCAAGUAAACCUGCACGUAGUGGAAGCAUCAAAGCGAAGACCGGGAGCGUGAAGGGCCAAGGCAGUUUGAAGGGUUACUUUGAGACGAAACCUAAGAAGUAG
Epithele typhae is the source of this 1578-nucleotide messenger RNA. RefSeq names its product DNA polymerase subunit Cdc27. Lineage: Eukaryota; Fungi; Basidiomycota; Agaricomycetes; Polyporales; Epitheliaceae. The record is from RefSeq and is a predicted model, not a curated record. Gene Ontology annotation, cellular component: delta DNA polymerase complex; nucleus. The coding region runs from base 1 to 1578 and encodes 525 amino acids. Gene Ontology annotation, molecular function: DNA-directed DNA polymerase activity. The transcript has 9 exons. Gene Ontology annotation, biological process: DNA synthesis involved in UV-damage excision repair; DNA replication; DNA strand elongation involved in DNA replication.